Molecule: messenger RNA, 1031 nt
Organism: Exophiala xenobiotica
Lineage: Eukaryota; Fungi; Ascomycota; Eurotiomycetes; Chaetothyriales; Herpotrichiellaceae
Exons: 1
Coding region: 112-1011 (299 amino acids)
Source: RefSeq, a predicted model, not a curated record
GACAAAACAACCAAGCUUAUCAAUUGUGCAAGCCGGCAAUCUCAACAUCAGCAAUCCUCCCCUGCCACGAAGCCACUACUUCACCUCACUCACUAACCACAUUCCUCCACGAUGGGCUCAAUAUCACCUCCAUUUAGCACCAAGCCCAGCACCACGACCCUACAACGAAUUCCAGCAAGCGCCGGCCGCGAUGCCAUUCUCAAAGCCAUGCGCGAGGACGGCGGUGUCGUCAUCGAAGGCCUCCUAACACCUCAACAAGUCCAACAAUUCAACCAAGACAUCGACCCUGUCCUCGCCAAGAUGGAUCCAGGCUCCAAGCACGACGACGAAUGGACCAAAGAAUUCCACGGCACCAACACCAAAAGACUCACCAAUCUUGUCACCCACAGUCCCAGCUUCGGCAAGGAAUUUCUCGACAGGGACCUCAUCCACGAGCUCUGCACCGAGAUCUUCACCAAAGAUUCCGGCACAUAUUGGCUGAACACGGCUCAAGUCAUCGAGAUCGGUCCGGGGAACAAGGCCCAGGAACUGCACCGUGACCAGAUGCAAUAUCCCGUCUUCACGACGGUCGGGGCCAACGGGCCCGAAGCGUGCGUCAAUUUCCUGAUCGCCCUCAAUGAUUUCACCGAGGAAACCGGUGCGACGCGUGUCAUCCCUGGAAGCCACCAAUGGCCCAGCUUCGAGUACUACGGCACGCCGGAGGACACGGUCCCCGCAGAGAUGAAGGCCGGAGACGCCUUCUUCUUCAGCGGCAAGGUGGUUCAUGGAGGCGGUGCGAACAGAACCAAGGAUUACCAGAGGCGAGGUCUGGCUUUCUCGUUUCAAUGCUCCUACCUCACUCCCGAGGAGGCCUACCCGUUCUUGAUCAGCAUGGACACCAUCAAGACGCUGAGCCCGCGAGCCCAGAGGAUGGUUGCUUUCCGAUCACAAUUCCCCAAAGACUCGCCUGGUUUGUGGCAGAGUGAUUAUAUCGAGUUGGCGCAGGUUAUUGGCUUGGAGUCCAAAGCAUGAUGUUUGAUGUCUGAGUGAGG